Molecule: messenger RNA, 650 nt
Organism: Nestor notabilis (Kea)
Lineage: Eukaryota; Metazoa; Chordata; Aves; Psittaciformes; Psittacidae
Gene: NAA50
Product: N(alpha)-acetyltransferase 50, NatE catalytic subunit
Exons: 4
Biological process (GO): mitotic sister chromatid cohesion
Cellular component (GO): NatA complex
Molecular function (GO): acyltransferase activity, transferring groups other than amino-acyl groups
Source: RefSeq, a predicted model, not a curated record
GUGGGACAAUUCUCUAAGCAUAAAUAAAAUCAUUAAUUUUGGGUGUGUAUCAGAUGUUAAGCAUGUUUUGAUUUGUUCCAGUAGCCGGAUCGAGCUGGGAGAUGUGACGCCACACAACAUAAAGCAGCUGAAGAGGCUGAACCAGGUCAUUUUUCCUGUCAGCUACAAUGACAAGUUCUACAAGGAUGUACUGGAGGUUGGCGAACUAGCCAAAUUAGCCUAUUUCAAUGACAUUGCAGUGGGAGCAGUGUGCUGUAGGGUGGAUCAUUCGCAGAACCAGAAGAGACUGUACAUAAUGACACUCGGAUGCCUGGCACCCUACCGAAGGCUAGGAAUAGGAACUAAAAUGUUGAAUCAUGUCUUAAACAUCUGCGAAAAAGAUGGCACUUUUGACAACAUCUAUCUGCAUGUCCAGAUCAGCAAUGAGUCUGCGAUUGACUUCUACAGAAAGUUUGGCUUUGAGAUCAUUGAGACAAAGAAAAACUACUACAAGAGGAUAGAGCCUGCAGAUGCCCACGUGCUGCAGAAAAACCUCAAAGCCCCUUAUCUUGGCCAGAACGCAGAUGUGCAAAAGACCGACAACUGAACAAACCCCCAACGAACACUUUCUUGCACUUGCUUGUCGCCAAAUAAGGAAAGAGAGGCCUCUU